Zingiber officinale is the source of this 495-nucleotide messenger RNA. RefSeq lists its product as uncharacterized. The coding region runs from base 1 to 495 and encodes 164 amino acids. Lineage: Eukaryota; Viridiplantae; Streptophyta; Magnoliopsida; Zingiberales; Zingiberaceae. The transcript has a single exon. The record is from RefSeq and is a predicted model, not a curated record.
AUGGUACAAGACAAAGAAGGUGGGCAACCGGUUUCCAACUAUGAGUUGCAUGAUUUGGAGCGGUUUGUUCAUGCUUGUGGCUUAGUAGACCUUCGUUCCAUCGGAUGCCGGCUAACGUGGACUAAUGGAUCAGUUUCUUCAAAGCUUGAUCGUGCUAUGGUGAACUCCCACUGGCUUAUAGCGGAUUAUGAGAGUUAUGUGGAAUUUACAUCGCCCGAAUGUCUAUCUGACCACUCUUGUGGUAUUGUUUCAACACUUGCAAGGGAGAAGAGAUGCAAUAGACCUUUCAAAUUCUAUAAUAUGUGGACAUUACAUGAGGGGUUCCAAGAUUUGGUGGCAAGUUCAUGGGAUGAGCUUAUUUCCGGAAAUGCUCAAUUUGCACUUAAGGAAAAACUUACAAGACUAAAGGGCAAGCUGCAAGAACUUGAUAAAUUGCAUUUUCAGCACAUCUCGGAGCAAGCUUUAAGGGAAAAAUCAGUACUAGAGGAUUCUUAA